AUGUUCAAGCGCUCCUUCCGUUCCAGCAACAAGGAGCACUCCCAGGGCGGGAGCGGCGGCAUGGACGCGCACCACCGCGUGGACAAGUCGUCGAGGUUGACGAGGAAAGGCGCCGGCGGCAAUGCGGGCUCCGGACGGGAUCCACAGAAGCUGUCGAAACUGCAGCGGUCGCUCUCGAGCGCCGAGGAGGCCUCCGCGCCGGCGAACAAGUCUUCGUCGCAGGGGAAGCCGGCACCAAGCCCCAAGUCCUUGGCGCCCUCGCCCAUCGUCACGCUGGCGAUCGGGCGGGAGGGGCGGCUGUUUGCGGCGCACGAGGACGUGCUGUGCCAGAGCCCCUUCUUCAAGGCGCUCUGCCAGGAACAAUACCUCGAGGCGCAGAGCAAGAGGAUUACCCUGCCCGAGGAGGAGCCUGAGGUGUUUUCAGGCGUGCUCGAGUACCUCUACAAGGGCGACUACUACCCGCGCUUGCUUCACAACAAGCACCGAAACUCUUGGGAACUAGAGGACUCCGACCCGCGCCAGCGCCACACCCCGUACUCAUCCCCCAACCCCAACGAAACCGGAGGCGGCCGCGCCGGCAGCACCAGCAGCUCGCCGUACGUGCCCUCCGCGGUCGAGGCGACCGUCUACAUCUCGGCUGUCGACCAGCACCUGCUGCGCGACACCGUCAUCUACUGCGCCGCCGAGCGGUACGGGCUCGAGGAGCUCAAGCGACUGGCCCUGCGCAAGCAGGGGCUCCAGUCCGGCAUCGACGUGGGAACCAUCCUGCGCUCCGCCCAGUACUGCUACGCGCACACGCCCGACUCGGACAGCCGCCUGCGCGCUCACUACCUUGCACUGAUCAUUCGGUGCAGAAAGACCUUCAAACGGAGCGGCACCAUGCAGGCCGAGAUGGAGCGCGGUGGAGAGGGCUCCAAGCUGUACUUUGACCUGUUCGUCGCCCUGUGCAACCACCUGGAUGAUGUCAUCGACGCGGGCAAUGCCCGCUCCCCGAGGAACAUCUGA
This is a messenger RNA of Gaeumannomyces tritici R3-111a-1, 1005 nucleotides long. RefSeq lists its product as hypothetical. The transcript has a single exon. Gene Ontology annotation, molecular function: protein binding. The record is from RefSeq and is a predicted model, not a curated record. Bases 1 to 1005 code for a protein of 334 amino acids. NCBI's taxonomy places the organism in Eukaryota, Fungi, Ascomycota, Sordariomycetes, Magnaporthales, Magnaporthaceae.